This is a messenger RNA of Bemisia tabaci, 2430 nucleotides long. Its product is annotated as indoleacetamide hydrolase. NCBI's taxonomy places the organism in Eukaryota, Metazoa, Arthropoda, Insecta, Hemiptera, Aleyrodidae. The record is from RefSeq and is a predicted model, not a curated record. Gene Ontology annotation, molecular function: catalytic activity.
GGGGGGGGAUGCAGAAGGAACUUAGUGAAAUUUCAGAGUUCCUUGUUGAGAGCUCAGUCGGUCGUCCGCGGCUGCGUAUUUAGGUAAUCCUUAAAAUUCUGAAACUUUCCUCUCUCUUUCCAAAAAAAAGCAAAAAGAAAAAAUCAGUGACAUUUUAUUUUGUGGCUUUGGUUGCGUUCGAUGAAAUUAAGGAAAGAACAGGAACACGCGGGUUAAAAGGACACGACAAAAAUAGAGGCAUAUAUUUCAGCAGGUCUGCCGAUUUUUGGCGGUAAGGAACAUUCGGUGGAGAAAUUCUUGUUAGGCAAAAUUAGUGUGAAGGACGAAGGCGAUGUCUUAUUGUUAGUUCGCGCUGAUAGUCACGAUAGAUCAGUCAGCAUUCGGUAGUGCCGAAUAUCGAAAGACGCGUGCUGGCAGUCACGAAUGUCGUGCCCAAAAAUUUUAAAUUGUUCGAGAGUUUUGGUUUCAAUUAUUAGUAAAAAUAGUUUUAGUAUUUUUUUAACAUUAAUAUGAGCACUAUUGGACAAGUGAUAUUUUGGUUAUACUUUACAUGCCUUCUGGAAAGCGCAUUUGGAUAUGACAUACCUGCUUCCUAUCACCCCAACCACACGAUCCCGAGCCAUGCCAUCGACCUGUCAACCUGGUCGGCUGACGACACGAUCACAGCCAUCCGCAGGGGCAGCAUCACCGUCCGCCACUACAUCACCAGCGUCCUGGACCACGCGCAGAGGAUAUCACCUCUGAACGCCUUCAUCACCCUCCUACCGGACGAGGCUCUUCGAGCCGCCGACGCCAUCGAUUCCACCAUCGCCCGAGGCCACUCACCACCCCUAGCCGGCCUCGCCAUCGUCGUGAAGGACAGCAUCAACCUCGCCGGGUACCCGACCACGGCCGGCACCGCCGCUCUGCUCCACAACCGCCCGCCCUCCACGGCACCCACCCUCCAGCGCCUCAUCGCCGCCGGCGCCAUCGUCAUCGGCCAGACCAACAUGCACGAACUGGCCUGGGGCAUCACCAGCACGAACCUCCAACCCUUCGCCGGCCCGGUCCACAACCCCUACGCCUUCCAGAAGAUCCCCGGUGGUUCGUCCGGGGGCACGGCCGUUGCCGUAGCGACGCGCGUUGUCACCUGCGGCUUGGGCACCGACACAGGCGGCUCCUCCAGAAUCCCGGCAGCGCUGACCGGCACCGUCGGUUAUCACCCCUCGGUCGGGAACGGUGGCCCGGAGCGCCGGUACCACGACGAAGACGCUAUCGUACCCCUCAGCCCCAUGCUGGAUACAGUGGGACUCGUGUGUCUGGACGUCGAGGGCAUCGCACUCCUGGAUUCGAUAAUCACCGGGCGGCCGCGUGUUACUCGACCGGCGAAGCUUCGCGGGCUGAGACUCGGGGUGCCGCCUGUUUUGUGGUCGAACCUCGACGUGGAACUCGAGAGGGUUGUUCUGGGCGCGGCUCGGAAACUGAGCGACCACGGCGUUGUUCUCGUGAGGGAUGAUAUCCCUAAUUUAACGACGAUCGGCAGGUUCGUCCAGUUGAUAACCUACCACGACCCUUUGACGGCGUUCCCGGCGUACCUGCGGGCGAACGGGGUGGCGGGUGUGGAUCUGCGGUCCAUCGUAGCUGGGAUCGCCAGUCCGGACGUCAGAACCGCCUUCGAGAUGAUUUUGAACGACGUGUACGGGCCGCAGUACCCGUACAUCGUGACCGUCUUGCGCCCUUUCCUCCAGCAGCUGUACGCCGAUUACUUCUCGAGGACCGGCGUUGACGCCAUCUUGUUUCCGACGACGAUCCUGCCCGCGGUGCGGAUUGAUUACGUCAACGGCUCCGGGAACGUUUCCAUCAACGGCGGACCGCCGGUGGACACGGAUGCUGCCUUCGAGAGGAAUACGGACCCUGGCGCGUCUGCCGGGUUGCCGGGGUUGAGUAUCCCUGCGGGUAUGACGGCAUCCGGUUUGCCGGUCGGUAUUGAGAUCGACGGGCCUGUUGGCAGUGAUGAGAGGAUGUUCGCUAUCGGACUUGCGAUUGAGAAAGUUUUGGGCCCGGUCCCUCCUCCGAAAGGAUACCCGCUGUCUGUUUAGUUGUGCUUUAUUUCGGCGAGCGACCGUGACGUUGUCGCCUUCAAUGCGUGGAUACAACAAUUGAUACUCCGAAGAUGACCGAGUUGCAUACACGAAUAAUGAAGGCGCUUUGGCUGUCCUUUCACCCACGACGUGGUGAUAAGUACGAGUGAUCGCAGCAGCUAUUGGGGCUGCAUCUUGCGAAGAAGAAAUUAACCAAGAGCAUUACAAUGUUGAGAAGCCUGUGUUGUUUCUAUUUCCUUGCAUUCAGCUAAGGGAUACUUGAAUGGUUGCUGUCUGUGCCUCCUCCUGAGGAAAUGUUACUUGUAUAAAAUGGAAAAUUAUUCUGAGGUUGAGAAAAUUCUUGGAUGCA